This is a messenger RNA of Lathyrus sativus (Indian pea), 519 nucleotides long. The record is from the annotation of a GenBank genome assembly. Lineage: Eukaryota; Viridiplantae; Streptophyta; Magnoliopsida; Fabales; Fabaceae.
AUGUCAUCAAAUGUGGGUCGUAAUGAUGAUGUGAUCAGCAGUUUACCUGACCCUGUCAUCUGCCGUAUUCUUUCUUUUCUCUUAACCAAACAGGCCGCUGCCACUAGCAUCCUUUCAAAGAGGUGGACAGUCUAUGGCGCUCUGUUCCUGUUAUCAACUUCAAGGGCGAAGAGUAGAUUGAAUUGGAUGACAAAGAAGUCCUUAUUCGCUUUAAUGAUGUUGUGUAUUCUGUUUUACUCCCCGAGCUCUAAUUCCAUUGAGAGUUUCAGCCUCAAGAUUCAUUAUGGCCAUCGUGAUCUUGGAAAUCUCGGCUUUCCUAGUGUCCUUGUAUGGAUCAAUCAUCUUGUACAACACAAUAUUGAGUCGUUGAUAUGUGUGGACAUUCGGAAUCAUUUUUUUCCCAAUUUACCUAUUAGCAUUCUCUUAGUUGCAAGACUCUUGUUGUUUUCAAACUUCAACAUUUCACUGUGGCUGGUUUUUCUUCUGUUAGACUUCCCUCCCUCAAAAUGCUUUGCUUGA